This is a messenger RNA of Sander lucioperca (pikeperch), 659 nucleotides long. It is a transcript of the gene oxld1, whose product is annotated as oxidoreductase-like domain containing 1. The record is from RefSeq and is a predicted model, not a curated record. The coding region runs from base 147 to 581 and encodes 144 amino acids. Gene Ontology annotation, cellular component: mitochondrion. The transcript has 2 exons. Lineage: Eukaryota; Metazoa; Chordata; Actinopteri; Perciformes; Percidae.
GUUCAGGAAAAUAGGAAGUGAUGCAACUAGCUUGUGAGGCAGGUAAUGCCGUGGAUAUAACCUCCAGGAGGGAGCAAACUUUAUGAAAUCUACAGUUCAAAGAAAAUGAAUGAUACAGACACAUAACCGUCGUAUUUUCUGCAACGAUGCUGUGUUUGGGUGUAAAUGCGGCGAGGUCGUCGGUGUCUUUACAAAAGCUGUGCAUCGUCUCCCUGCUACACAUGAGACAUCGGACCUGUCAUUGCCCCGCGCAGCCUUCGAGAAGUGGUACCGCUCGCUGCCUCUCUACUGGACCCGCUCCACCCGCUCCUCCCACACUCACUGACCCCCCCGAGUGCUCUGACACCGAACCCAGCCGCAGUACCUCCGCCUGGUCCCCUGACCAGGGCCCGCCGCCGGCUCCCACCCACUGCUGCAUGAGUGGCUGCCACAACUGUGUGUGGAUCGAACACGCGGAGCAGCUGCUGGCAUACUACCACGACGGUGGCGACCGGGCGCUCGACGCCAUCGAGGAGAACGUCCACGACGAGAACCUUAAAGCCUACCUCAAGAUGGAAGUCAGACUCCUAAAAAAGACGUGACAGGUUGACUGCCGGUGGCUUCGAUCACAGUGUUGUCAGGGAAUGAGUGUUGUGAGCGUUGUUAGUAAAAAAAAAAAA